Entamoeba histolytica HM-1:IMSS is the source of this 1488-nucleotide messenger RNA. RefSeq lists its product as uncharacterized. The record is from RefSeq and is a predicted model, not a curated record. The transcript is spliced from 2 exons. The coding region runs from base 1 to 1488 and encodes 495 amino acids. NCBI's taxonomy places the organism in Eukaryota, Evosea, Mastigamoebida, Endamoebidae.
AUGACUACCACAAACUCAGAAUUAUAUAAAAGUUGUGUUUUUGAAAUAAACUCUAUUGUUCAUCAAUUAGAUGCUUUAAUUGAUGUAACAAAAGAAUAUGGUGAAUAUUAUCAAGGAAGAGGUACUUUAGAAAUAGAGUAUGGAAAGAAAUUAUUAGGAUUAAUUACAUAUGUUAACACUCCAUCAUUUGGUAAAGAAGAUUCAAAAAAAUUUCUUCAAACUGGAAUGAAAAGUUAUUUUGAACUUUUAGACACCUCUAACACUAAAAGAGUUGAAGAAAAAUAUAGUGUAGGAAAAAAACUCCUUGAAGAAGUUGCUACUCCAUUGUUUUCUCUUGCUAAAGAAAUUGAUACUCAAAAAAAGAAAAUUGUCAAUGAAGCAGUUAGAAAAGUCAAAAUAUAUGAAGAUGUUGCUUCCUUUGCUUUAAGGUGUGAAGGUCAUUAUCUAAAUGUGCUCAAAGACAUGAAAGACCUUACUAAGAAAAUUAAUGAAACAAAUGACUCAAAAUCAAUUCCUAAAUACAAUAAAAUGAAUCAACAAUAUUCUAUUGUUAAAAAAGAUUAUGAAAAUUCAGUUAAUAAAGCAUCUGAAUGUUAUGAUUUAUUAUAUGGUCAAGAAAUGGUUGAAACAGUGAGACAAUGUUAUGAAUUAAUGACAUAUCAUAAUGAUGAAAUCAUAAAUAUCUUUAAACAUGCUCAUCAAAUAUAUUUAAGUAUUGGAAUUAAUGAAACAGAAUUUAAUUCAGUGAUGUCAGAUGGAAUAAAGACAUUAGACAAUAAGACAGAUGUAAAAGAAUUCUUUGAAAGCAUUAUUGGUCAUAAUGAGAAAUCAAAAGUCAUAUUAAAAACAGAAGAGUUAGCUCCUUUACAAGUUGAAGCACCGAAAGAACCACAAAAGAAGUGGGGGUUUGGGUCGAUUAAAUCGUCCAUUGUUAGUGGAGUGUCAUCACUAACUACAAUGGUAAACGAGUCAAUACAAAACCCAUCCACUGGACCAAGUGCAAGCUGGACUAAUCCUGUAUUAACAACUCCAAUAUAUUCAUUUGGCAAAAAGAAAGAGUCAAAGAAGGAAACUCAUGACUCAAAAGAAGAAAUUAAGGAAGAAGUUACUGACAUAAAAAAACAAAAUGAAGUGACUCAAGAAGAAAAACAAAAACAAGACAAUCAAGAAGAAGGAAAUAUAGUUGUUGUUGAAAAAGAAAUUAAAGUUGAGGGUGAAGUUGUAGCUGAAAUGGUUUCAAAUGAAGUACCUCAAAUAGUUGAAGUGAAAGAAAUAAAAAAUGAAACAAUAAUUCCUGUUAAAGAAGAAAAGAAAGAUGAGGUUGUUUUAGGAAGUACAAGUAUUAUGGAAGAUAUACUAACAAAAGAAGAGAGUGAGGAUAGUGAACUUGUUGUUGUACCAGCAACAGAUAAUGAAUCAAGUAAAGAAGAAGACGAUGAUGAUGAGGAAGUAGAGGAAGAAGAAGAACCAACAAAUACUUUCAUUUAA